Messenger RNA from Zymoseptoria tritici IPO323, 4818 nucleotides. Its product is annotated as glycogen debranching enzyme. The transcript has 3 exons. The coding region runs from base 1 to 4650 and encodes 1549 amino acids. Gene Ontology annotation, biological process: glycogen catabolic process. The record is from RefSeq and is a predicted model, not a curated record. Gene Ontology annotation, molecular function: 4-alpha-glucanotransferase activity; amylo-alpha-1,6-glucosidase activity. Lineage: Eukaryota; Fungi; Ascomycota; Dothideomycetes; Mycosphaerellales; Mycosphaerellaceae.
AUGUCUCCCCAGCAAAUCACCAAUCGAACCUACCACCUCCUCCCACUCAAAGACGAUGGCUCUCCCGAUCUGCCCGGCGAGCCUCCAUACAUCUACCUCGCGCCGCCCACGGUUCCACACUACUGCAUCCGCUUUCAGAUCGAAGGUACCAGCUCGAUAUGCAGAGAAGGGAGCCUCUGGGUGAACAUCCCGCCCAAGGGUGAGAGCUUCGACCGCAAGAAGUUUCACGAAUACAAAUUGGUUCCCAGCUUCACCAAGUCCCUCGAGAUUGACGUGCCCGUCUACUGCGCCGGAGCCUUCGAGUUCUAUUGCUCCUACACGCCUCUCCCGCCCUUCACCACAGGCACUCCCGAGGUGCCCAAACCCACACGAACAAAGUCCCACUACAUCGAUGUCUCGCCCAAGUUGCACGUCGACGACUCGCCGCUUCCUCUCGACUCCCUCUCCGUCAUCUCAGUCCUCUCCAAGUUCAUGGGAUCGUAUCCCGAGGAUUUCAAUCGCCAUUUGCACGGCAUCAGCGAAAGAGGUUACAACAUGGUCCACUUCACACCGUUGAUGAUGCGAGGUGACAGCAAUUCGCCGUACUCCAUCUACGAUCAGCACACCUUUGACAAGACCAUUUUCCCCAAAGGCGAAGCUCAAAUUGAAGAGAUGGUCAAGAACAUGGAACAUCAGCUCGGCCUUCUUAGUUUGACGGACGUUGUCUGGAACCACACGGCCAACAACAGCAAAUGGUUGGAGGAACAUCCCGAAUCGGGCUACAACAUCAAGACUGCUCCCCAUCUGCAGCCAGCCUACGAACUUGAUUCGGCUUUCUUGCAAUUCUCGUCUCGGCUCAAGUCGCUGGGUCUGCCAACCAAGCUCAACAACACCGACGAUCUGCUCCGAAUCAUGGACGGCGCCAAAAUUCAUGUCAUUGGAAGUUGCAAGCUGUGGGAGUUCUACGUGUGUGACGCCGAGAAGGAUGCUCUCGCUACAGUCUCGGCAUGGACCAACGGACACAUCGAUUUUGACGGCAACGUUCCAGACGAUAUUGCCUCCUGGCAACUCAAGGGAAAGGCGGAUUGGAUUCGGAACAACUGCUGUCCAGGAACAGACCGCAUGGGGGAGCGAUUUCGUCGCCGUGUUGUGCCAGAACGCGGAGCUGCUCUUCUGCAGAAGCUAUUCGGCCGGUACAAUUCCCAGGUCAACAGCAAGGCUGAUGAGCGUGCUGCGUACGGCACCAUGCACAAAUUCUUGAAUGAGCUCAACCUCGACUGGUACAAGGAGUACGACAACGAUGUUGCCGCCAUCAUGGAGCAGGUCUUCAACCGUACCAAGUACAUGCGCCUGGAAGACAAUGGUCCCAAGAUUGGCGAAAUCACCAUCCAGAACCCACUCAUCGAGACAUACUUCACUCGCCUGCCAGUCAACGAGACGACUUCGAAGCACGACCCUGAUGAGCUUGCAUUGGCCAACAAUGGCUGGGUGUGGGCUGCCGAUGUCAUGCGUGAUAAUGCUGGUCCCAAAUCCAAGGUCUACCUCCGGCGCGAACUGAUCGUUUGGGGUGACUGUGUGAAGCUGCGUUAUGGCUCCGGUCCGGAGGACAGCCCGUUCCUGUGGAAGUUCAUGACCGAGUACACCCAACUCAUGGCGAAGCACUUUCACGGUUUCCGCAUUGACAACUGCCAUUCCACUCCCCUCCACGUCGCCUCUCACAUGCUCGACGCUGCUCGCCAUGUCCAGCCCAACCUAGUCGUGGCCGCCGAGCUGUUCAGCGGUGACGAAAAGAUGGACUUCCUCUACUGCCAAAAAUUGGGCAUCUCCUUCCUCAUCCGCGAGGCCAUGCAGUGCUGGUCGACUGCUGAAAUGUCCAAGUUGGUGCACAUCAACUCUGGUCGUCCUAUCGGGAGCUUUGAGGUCGAUGACAUCUCCGGCACCGACAAGCCGAUUGCCAGCGAAGCUGCGACCAAUGGCAGCACUCCUCAAGGACGCGAGAUCACCCACAAGAUCAUUCCCUCCAAGAUCCACGCCCUGUUGAUGGACUGCACUCAUGACAACGAGACUCCGGUGCAGCGCCGCGAUGGUCGUGACACCCUUCCAACCUCUGCAUUGGUGGCCAUGUGCGCAUCCGCUUCAGGCUCCGUCUUUGGUAUGGAUGAGCUGUACCCGCAAUUAGUCGAGCUUGUUCACGAAACCCGCCAUUACACCUCUCCCUACAGCAACGGAGCCGCCAUGAAGGUCGGUCCUUCUGAAGGCACUGGUGGCAUCAAGCGCUUGAUGAAUCAGCUGCACACCAUCAUGGGCAAGGACGGCUACGACGAGAGCUUUGUGCACCACGAGGGCGAAUACAUCACUGUCCACCGUCUCCACCCCAAGUCGAGAAAAGGAUACUACCUCAUCGCCCACACUGCCUACCCUGGCUACGGCAAUGGUAACGCUGGGUUCGGGCCGCAAUGGCUUACUGGGACCAAAGCGAAGCUCCUCGGCGCGUGGAAUCUCGAGGUCGAUCAAAGUGAGGAGGCCAAGAAGGCUGCCGCCAACGACAAGGUCUUGCGGGGUGUACCCAGCAAGACCAAGGACCUGCGCGGUGUGACUGUCGAGGCUCGCGGGGACGAUACCGUCAUCUCUGUGCCGAGCGUGUUCCCACCCGGCUCCAUCGCCAUUUUCGAAACUUGGAUUCCCGGCGCCGAGCACAGCGAAGGUCUGGACAAAUACCUCACCACUAGUGCCCGCCAGGCUUUCAAGGACUGCAAUCUCAACGACAUCAACGCCAUCAUGUAUCGCGCCGACUCCGAGGAGCACGCCAUGUCUCACGGUGCCGAUGGCGUGUACACAGUUCCAGGCAUAGGUCCUCUGGUGUACUGUGGACUGCAAGGUUGGUGGUCUGUUCUUCGCGAGGUUGUCAACCACAACGAUCUCGGCCACCCGAUCUGCAAUCACCUCCGCGAGGGUCAGUGGGCGCUGGACUACAUUGUCGGUCGCUUGGACAAGCUCGUACAACGUCAAGACGGCAUCUACAAGAAUCUUGCAGCUCCUGCAGAAUGGCUUCGACAGCGAUGUGAUGCCAUCCGCAACGUUCCAAGCUUUCUGCUCCCCCGCUGCUUCGCCUUGAUCAUCCGCACUGCCAAGAAGGCCGCUCACGAGCGCGCCAUUGAACAGAUGCACCCCAACAUCCAGCACGGCCAACGUUUCCUCAAGUCGCUCGCCAUGGUUUCUUGCCAAGUUCAAGGAUACAUGGAUAAUGCUAAGUUGUGGCCAGACAAGCUCGAUCCCUCUUUGGCUGCCGGUCUGCCGCAUUUCGCGCAAGACUGGGCUCGUGUGUGGGGUCGCGAUGUCAUGAUUGCCAUGCGUGGACUUCUCACCUGCACCGGGCGGUACGAUGAGGCCAAGGAGCAUCUGCUCGCUUUCGCCAGCAUUGUCAAGCACGGCAUGAUCCCCAACUUGGUCAACUCUGGCAAGCUCCCCCGUUACAACAGCAGAGACUCGGUUUGGUUCUUCCUGCAGAACAUCCAAGACUUCGUCGCCCUCGCACCCAAAGGAUCGAAUUUUCUCCAGGAGCGCGUGCGUCGCCGCUUCCUGCCAUACAAGGACGACUGGUUCCCUCACGAUGACUCUCGUGCAUACUCGCAGACCAGCAGCAUCGAAGAUGUCAUCCAGGAAUGUCUGCAGCGCCACGCUUCUGGCAUGCACUUCCGCGAGUACAAUGCUGGGUCCGACCUCGACAGCCAGAUGAAGUCGGAAGGUUUCAACAUCGACAUCGAGGUCGACUGGAACAACGGCAUCAUCUACGGUGGCAACGAGUGGAAUUGCGGCACAUGGAUGGACAAGAUGGGAGAUUCUGCCAAGGCUGGCAACAAAGGCCACCCAGGUACUUCCCGAGACGGCGCGCCAGUGGAAAUAACCGGUCUACUGUUCAGCUGUCUGCACUGGGUCGAUGGCUUGAAGUCCGCCGGCAAGUUCAAGUACGAUGGUGUUACCAAGCCGGACGGAACUCUGAUCACCUAUGGUGCUUGGGCAGCGAAGAUUCGCAGCAGCUUCGAACACCACUACUACGUUCCAGCUGAUCCUGCCAAGUUUGGCGAGUAUGAUGUCGACCCAAAGAUUGUCAACCGCAAGGGCAUUUACAAGGACGUGCACCGUUGCAAGAAGGAGUACCGAGACUACCAAUUGCGACCGAAUUUCCCCAUCGCCAUGGUCGUUGCUCCGGAGCUCUUCGAUCCAGCGCACGCCAUUGGCGCCCUGGAGAUUGCCGACAAGUACCUGCGUGGACCUACGGGUAUGGCGACCCUCGAUCCUGGCGACAUGGAGUACCACCCCGACUACAUCAACAGCGACGACAGCGACAACUACCAGACUGCUCAUGGACGCAACUACCACCAAGGACCGGAGUGGUUGUGGCCUACCGGAUUCUUCCUUCGUGCUCUGCUCAAGUUCGAUCUCAAGCGUCGCAAGACCAAGGAGGAGCGUGUCGAGGCCUUCCAGCAGGUCACUCAGCGCCUUAAUGGCUGUCGUGAGAUGAUCCACGACUCUCCGUGGCGAGGUCUCACUGAGCUUACCAACCGCAAUGGCUCUUACUGCGGUGACUCGUGCCCAACUCAGGCUUGGUCCGCAGGGUGCAUAAUAGACCUCUACGACGAUGCGAGCCGGACGACGAUGGACAUGCAAUGAGCGAUGUGUGCGAUGACCGACACUAUGAUCCCGCUGAGCGCCUAUACGAGCCGAAAGGGCACGGGCGAGCUCGGAUUGGGCAAAAGUAUUCUUCCUCUUCUCGUCCCUAUUCAUAAUGGUCAUGGUCGCCUGUAUGUAACCUAGAAAUGACUGCCUAGAUUUCUGCUG